AGUUCACCUCGCUUAUCAGUUGACGCUGCCUUGACAAUAAUUUAUUUGCUGAGGCGCGGAAGUCCCUUGUUUGUGUCUUGUUUGUGCGUAAAAAGCGCGGCGGUUGCGCAUCCACACCUCUCAAACGAACACAGGGGAGGAAGGUGGGUCAUCUGACACAGAUAUAUAGCAGCACGCCGGGUUCACAAAGGUGUCAGAAAGUCUUGAUACUCACGUAGUGGAGGACAUGUCUCACAGAAGAGAGAACGGAGCAGCCAAAGAUGCCACGGCUCAGAACUUUCAACUGGUUUUGUACAAAGGCUUCAAGUUGAUCAAGGGGAUCCAUGAUCCAGAUGAUGUGAACCAGAUUUACGACCUGGAGAUCAGAGACUCGGAUGUGUUUGUUGUCACAUACCCGAAAUCAGGAACCAUCUGGAUGCAGCAGAUCCUGCUGCUCAUUGAAGCUAAGGGGGAUGUGAAGGCCAUUAGUAAACAGGGCAGCUACUCCAACGCUGCUCUCGUCCCCUGGAUUGAGCUAAACGGCAACAGGGAGGCGUUCAUCACGGCCCCAUCACCCAGGCUGAGGGUCACACAUCUGCAGUACCAGUUCCUGCCCGCUGCUCUGAGCCAGAAGAAAGGCAAGGUGAUCUACGUGGCGAGAAAUCCCAAAGAUGUUCUUGUGUCUUACUUCCACUUUCACAAGCUGGCAAACAUGUUGGAAACGCCAAAAGAUUUUGACGACUUCUUUGAAAAAUUCCUGACAGGAGACGUGUCUGCUUGCUGCUGGUUUGAGCACAUUAAGACUUGGUACUCGCACAAGGAUGAUAUGAACAUGCUGUUCAUCACUUAUGAAGAAAUGAUUCAAGACUUACCGUCGGUGGUGGAGAGGAUCUCCGUGUUCCUGGGUAAAGAACUGACGGAUGAGCAGCUGGUAAAUGUGGUGCAACACAGCAUCUUCAGCAACAUGAGAAAGAUCCCCCAGGCCAGCUAUGAGGGGGCUCAAGGCAACCUGCUCAACUCCCACCAGGGAAGAUUCAUGAGGAAAGGCAUCAUCGGCGACUGGAAGAAUCACUUCACUGUGGCUCAGAACGAGAGAUUUGACGAGGUCUUUCACAGAGAGAUGAAGGACUUCCCACUGUCUUUCAUCUGGGACCAGGGACAAUGAGCGAUCAACGCAUUUGCAGCUUAGAAGCAAUAAUGAUAUACACAGAAGAAAAAAACUAAACAGUAAAUACUGCACCUUUUUCCAUCACACAUGUGCCUGUCGCAAAAUGUUUGGUUGAUUAGACAUUUGUAUAUAUAUAUUUAAAAAAAAAAAAAAAAAUCCCCACACACAUUAACAUAAAUCCAACAUAUUUCAGUAAGGCACAAUGUAUAAUGUAUGUUUUAUAUUUAUUAUGUUUACUGCUGUUGCAUACCCACCCUACUGCCUACUGUGAAUAUUUGAACCUGUGUAUUAUUUGAAUAGCUUACUAUUGAAUGCAAAAAUGAUAAUAAUAAUAAUGUAGACCAAGUUUAAUAUAGAACACAUAUAGUAGGUAGGGGUUCCCUACUUAAUCCCUCCAUCGGUUUGGGGUCCUUGGCCCCUGUUAAUUUAUAAUUUUUUUCCUUUUGUAAAGCUCAUUACUACGACAAUGACUACUUACUACUAACAAUACUACUAUUAAUAAUAAUAAUAUUAAGAGCUGGACGUGCCGUGUUCGGGGCUUUUAACCAGGACAACCUGAUGAGAAGUGGGCAACUGGAACAAGAACCAGACUUAUGGCAGAGAGCUGAGAACAGGGAACUGGUGGAACGCUACCACAACGCUAACCCCGGUGAGAGGGUUUAUAAUCAGAGGACGUGGGACCAACAGAAGCUUCAAAGCAUCUAGACUAGACCAAAAAUGAUGAAGCUGCUCGGAUGGGUCGCGAAACGUCCUCAAGAAAUUCUACAAGUCGCGUCGCCUUUAUUCAACACCUUCUGGAUGACAUGACCUGACCUGGAUGACUGAGAACCUUCACAGACAUCUAGACUAGUAUCCCACCAACCAAGCCACAAAUAACAAGCCAGUACAAGGUCGACACAUCACAGCCAAACAGCUCAACCUUUGUUUCAUCAGAACAGAGGUAGUUUUAACAUUGAGAGAUUUAGUUUUUUAAAUUUUUUUAUUAUAAGACAGUUUAGGAACAGGCUCUUUGAAGGAUAUGUCAGUGUUGGACAUGUUCUCACUGGUGAUACAGAUAUUUUUGUACCUGUUUCCUUUAGUGUUUUCACUGGUGUUUGCAAAUUGGAAGGAUGAACCAGACGAGAGGAGGUGAAAACAUUUCUUGCCUGUGUCAAUUGUUUAAAAAGGACGUCAAAUAUCAGAAUCUUUUAAAAGACAGAAUGUUUGUGGGUUUUCCAAGUUGUUAAAAGCAACUGAGUGCAUGAUAUAAUCUAAGCUAUAGACUGUUGUUUGAAAAAAAAGAAAGAAAAAUAGUCGUACCUAGAUGUCCCCCUUAAAAGUAUUCUUCAGUGUAUAUUAACUUCUAACUUCCAACUUCCAGCAGCAUGCAAAAAAAAAAAUACACAC
Messenger RNA from Mugil cephalus (flathead mullet), 2533 nucleotides. Its product is annotated as amine sulfotransferase-like. The transcript is spliced from 7 exons. Gene Ontology annotation, biological process: sulfation. The record is from RefSeq and is a predicted model, not a curated record. Lineage: Eukaryota; Metazoa; Chordata; Actinopteri; Mugiliformes; Mugilidae. Bases 227 to 1144 code for a protein of 305 amino acids. Gene Ontology annotation, cellular component: cytoplasm. Gene Ontology annotation, molecular function: sulfotransferase activity.